AUGCCCUUCGAUGUGGAGGCAGCGACUGAGAAGGCCUUGUCUUGCCAACUUCUUGAUUCGACAUCGGCAAAGGCUCUUUGCGAGCGCCUGAAGCCGGUCCUCCUCCGCGAGUGCAACGUGAAGCCCGUGCCCGUGCCUGUGACGGUGGUGGGCGAUGUGCACGGCCAGGUCUUCGACCUGUUGGAGAUGUUUCGAAUUGGGGGACCAGCGUGGCACUCAGUUUGCUGA
Symbiodinium sp. CCMP2456 is the source of this 228-nucleotide messenger RNA. The record is from the annotation of a GenBank genome assembly. NCBI's taxonomy places the organism in Eukaryota, Dinophyceae, Suessiales, Symbiodiniaceae.